Sceloporus undulatus (fence lizard) is the source of this 1121-nucleotide messenger RNA. RefSeq names its product cystatin-like. Gene Ontology annotation, cellular component: extracellular exosome. NCBI's taxonomy places the organism in Eukaryota, Metazoa, Chordata, Lepidosauria, Squamata, Phrynosomatidae. Gene Ontology annotation, molecular function: cysteine-type endopeptidase inhibitor activity. The record is from RefSeq and is a predicted model, not a curated record. The transcript has 3 exons. Bases 31 to 462 code for a protein of 143 amino acids.
GGCGCGACCUCACUCUGCCCGCGUCCAGCCAUGGAGCAGCAUCUGGUGGUCUUCCUCGUGGUCCUCCUCUCCGCCGCCUCCUGGUCCUUGGCGCAGCCGGGCUUCGUCGGAGGAUGGAGGGAGCGCUCCGCCUCGGACCCGGACGUCAAGGAGGCCGCCGCCUUCGCCCUCCAAGCCUACAACGAGGCCAGCAACAGCCUCUACUGCUCCAAGGCCCUCCGGGUCCUCGAGGCCAAGAGCCAGGUGGUGGCAGGAACGAAAUACUCGCUGACCAUUGAACUGGUCAACACUCUGUGCAAAAAGGAAGCAGGAUCCAGCCUCAAAGACCUCGACUUGGAGCAUUGCAAGAUGCCUCCAGAGAACCAACAAAGGAGAGAAAUCUGCAUCUUCCAGGUCUGGAGCCGGCCUUGGAUCAGCGACACACAGCUGCUGCACAUGAGCUGCAAAGCGGCGACGGCCUAAACAUCUGGGAACGGCCAAAAUGGACCCGCUUCGGCCGGCUUUCCAACGAAGCUGAAGCCAUUGGCUGCUAAUGCAGUCCUCUUUUUCUUGGAGAGAACUUGCACUCCGCUGAUGUGGCUCCAGUGACUUUUGGGACCUUUUGGGACCUUUUCCCCUCCAUAGGUGACCCCCGUCCCACCCUAAAAAUAUCACCUGCGUCUCCUCCUUCUUGCAAUUUGAUGCUGAUACUGUGAUUUCCCCCUCCUAGGAAAAUGUUUGAAGUUAUUGCAUGGCCUAGACGCUGCAUCGAGGCGCAUUGCUCCACUGUGCACUUGUGUGUCUUUAGGAAGGGAAGAGAAAUGAGGGGAAGGUUGCAAAGGCAUUGCGCCCUCCUUUCCCUUCCCUUCCAAAUCCAGACCUAUUACUUGCAUGCGAUGUGAGAUUUUUGGAUAAGGCGCAAAAGGUUGACCCAUCUCAAACUGGAGGUAUCCAUGCACUUUUAUGUGCUCUUACAUGCAUCUCUUGCAUUAACAGUGUGCUGCCCCAAAACCCACAUUUGGACUUUCCUUCCCAAUCAUGUCCUAAUUGGCCUUUUCUUUAAGUCUUUAGGAUCCUCCAAAUCUUCCCGAUUCUUCUGCAAUUUUCAUUUCUUGGCAAUAAAGGUAUUUCUCCUCUUGAAA